UCAAUUUAGUUUAUAGAUGAUCACAAGAUAAUGUAUUCAGAUGAUCCAUUUAUCUUCAAUAUAGCCACAGGGAAGUAAAAGGCAUCAUGUAAGUGUGCCACUCAGUGCGCAGUUCAGUUAUAUCACACCGUUUUGCUUCUCUAUGUAUUUGUGUAUUUUAAGUAAAACAAAACUAGUAGGCCUAGUUCCUCCACAUUCGAUAAAGAGGGAACAGGGGAGAAAAAAACAACAGCAGCAACGAUGAGGUCAGAAUAAAAGCCCGUGAUUCGCUCCCGCCCCCGCCUCGCGUCUAGUCUCACCUGGACGGAAGUAGAGCGCAGGUAAAAGCUGCUGCUCGCCUCCUCCUCCUCUCCAGGUGCUGCGGUGCGGCAGCGCUCUCCUUCUUAACCUCACGGACUAAUGUGGCUUCUACUGCUGAGCCUGGUUCUCCGGCACUGGAUCUACACCGUGGAGGGGUCAUGUUCAGCUGUGACGUGUGAUGAGUGUCUGCAGCUCAAUCCUCACUGUGCCUGGUGCACUCAGGAGAAUUUCACAGACUGGGUUUCGGUCUCAGAGAGAUGUGACACACUGGACAGCUUGCUAGAAAAAGGAUGCUCAAGGGACCAUCUCCAGUUCCCCAUUUCCGAGAGCCACAUCCUCCAGGAUCGACCGCUUGGGAGGAGCACAAGCGACGCCAACAGCACUCAAAUCUCCCCACAAAAAAUGUCUCUCAAACUGCGACCAGGCAGUGAGGUGACUUUUCAGGUUAAGGUUCAACACACGGAGGAUUAUCCUGUGGACUUGUACUACCUGAUGGACCUGUCGGCCUCUAUGAUCGAUGAUCUUAAGAUGAUCAAAGACUUGGGCUCCUCUCUGUCCAGAGAGAUGUCCAAGCUCACCAGUAAAUUUCGAAUGGGCUUUGGUUCUUUUGUGGAAAAGCCCGUCCUUCCCUUCAUCAGGAUCAGUGAGGACAAUCUGGUCAACCCCUGCAGUUAUAUGGGACUGACUUGCCUCCCGACAUUCGGCUACAAACAUGUCUUGUCUUUGACAAGUAGAACCAGCAGUUUCAAUGAGAUAAUCGCAAAGCAAGAUGUGUCUGCUAAUACAGAUGAUGUGGAAAGUGGUUUUGAUGCUAUCAUGCAAGCAGCGGUUUGUGGGGAGAAGAUCGGAUGGAGGAAUGACUCCAUGCGUCUUCUGGUGUUUGUCAGUGACGGAGACUCACACUUUGGGAUGGACAGCAGAUUGGCCGGGAUUGUGAUUCCCAAUGACGGACAGUGUCAUCUGGAUGCAAACAAUGAAUAUUCCAUGUCCAAAAAUCAGGAGUAUCCAACUCUCGGUCAGCUGAUUGAUAAAGUGGUGGAGAACAACAUCCUUCUGAUUUUUGCUGUGACCAAUAAGCAGAUAAAUGUGUACAAGAACUAUGCAGAUCUCAUACCUGGCGCCACAGUUGGAGUCCUGGAGUCAGAUUCAAGGAAUAUCCUGGAGCUGAUUGUAACAGCUUACAAGGAGCUGCGUUCAGAGAUUGAACUCGAGGUCCUUGGAGACACGGAGGUGCUUCAAAUGUCUUUUGCAACCAUUUGUCCAAAUGGCUCGGUGUUUUCUGAUCUAAAACAGUGCUCCAACAUCAAACCAGGCGAGACGGUGUUGUUCAACGUGUCCGUGGGCCUCUCAGGAUGUCUGUCAGGAGUUCGCCAUUUCUCCCUCAAACCGGUGGGCUUGCAGGACAGUCUGGAGGUGCAACUUGAGUCGCUUUGCUCCUGUGACUGCCAGCACCCUCCUCCAGCAAACUACAGUCAGUGCACAGAAGGCCAGGGGGUUUACCACUGUGGCGUGUGCGUGUGUCAGCCGGGGUUCCUGGGAGCCCAGUGCGAAUGCAACGAGGAGGCCGCUCUGUUGAGCAACUGCCUAGCGACCAACGACUCCGAGAUAUGCAACGGUCAAGGGGACUGUUACUGCGGGCAGUGCGUGUGUCACGCCUCCAGCUUCGGCCGGAUCUACGGACCUUACUGCGAGUGUGACAAUUACUCCUGUGUUCGCUUCCGAGGAGAACUCUGCGGAGGUCAUGGAGUGUGCGACUGCGGGGAGUGUCACUGUGAAAGCGGCUGGACGGGGGAGUACUGUAACUGCAGCAGCAGCACCGAGGCAUGCGUGUCGGAGAACGGCAGCCUCUGCAGCGGCAGGGGGAGAUGCAAGUGCGGCCAGUGCGUCUGCUCUGUUCCUGGGGCGUCUGGAGAAAAGUGUGAAAGGUGCCCGACAUGCAGCGACUCGUGUAGCUCGGCAAUGACCUGUGUGGAGUGCCAUCUGCUUGAAAAGGAUGACUUUGGGUUGUGUGAUCAAAACUGCAACGCUGCUAAAAUUUCCAUAAACAAAACAGCAGAUUAUGACCAGAGCGCUUCUGUGGAAUGCACUCUCAUGAUGGAGAAUGAGUGCAGGGUGUCGUUUCAUGUGGCAGAGGGUGAUACCGGCCUCGUCGCCUACAAUCUCCAAAAGUACGGGUGCCCGGAGCCCCCCAACAUCCCUAUGAUCAUUCUAGGUGUCUCCCUUUCUGUUGUGUGUAUUGGCAUGAUUCUGCUGGCUGCGUGGAAGGCGCUGAUCUCAGUGCAUGACCGAAAAGAGGUGGCGAGAUUUGAGGCUGAGCGGGCAAAGGCAAAAUGGCAGACGGGGACCAACCCUCUGUUCAAAAGUUCAACAUCUACAUUCAAAAACGUAACUUAUAAGAGCCCGGAAAGGACUGUACAAUAAAUCACUACUGAUGAUGAACUGGAGGCAGUGAAAGCCAUCACCUGAGUGCACGCACAAAGAAAUGUUUACACUGAAAUACUUUUUUACAUUAAUUCUGAGAUGGUUUAUGACAGUGGACAAACAUGAGAAAUUAACUGCUGUAAUAGUGCACUGCUGGUACCGCACUGUUUGUGCUCUGACAUACAGCUUGGUAAAAAGGGAUCUACAUAACGAGUGGCUGACUACUGAAAAAAAACAACUAAUGAAUUCAACUGUAUGUAAAUAUUCUGUUGUUUUUAUGUUUUUAUUGUGAUUCUUGUUUUAUUAUAAACUAAGGCUGAGCCUUUGAGAAUGCAAACCUUUGAAAUGUGUUUUUUGUUGUUGUUGUAAAAUGGGGGAAAAAAUCAAAACGUUUACUUACUGUGAAUUAUUUGAUAUUUAGUUUUAAACGAAUGUAUGUCCUUGAUAGUACUUGACUGCAACAAUGGCAAAAGUUUCAUCUUGUAAAACCAGCAGCAUUGUGGUAUUCUCUGGUCACACCCUUGUCAAAAAGUUAAUUCAUUUAAGGUUGCCAGUAGGUAUUUUUUAUUUUAUUUAUUUCACUGUCUUGGUACUACUACAUUUUCUCUUUCUGCUGUUGGGAUUAUUGGAAAAAUCUUAUUUUAAUUUGUCAGUAUUUUUCAGGAUUGUGUUUACCUAAAUAAAGUUGUUUCUUCCUGUCAUUGCAGACAGAAAAAAGACAAAACUCA
This is a messenger RNA of Fundulus heteroclitus (mummichog), 3449 nucleotides long. RefSeq names its product integrin, beta 6 (gene itgb6). The transcript has 16 exons. Gene Ontology annotation, cellular component: integrin alphav-beta6 complex; cell surface; focal adhesion. Lineage: Eukaryota; Metazoa; Chordata; Actinopteri; Cyprinodontiformes; Fundulidae. Gene Ontology annotation, molecular function: integrin binding. The coding region runs from base 400 to 2721 and encodes 773 amino acids. Gene Ontology annotation, biological process: cell-matrix adhesion; integrin-mediated signaling pathway; cell adhesion mediated by integrin. The record is from RefSeq and is a predicted model, not a curated record.